Cyclopterus lumpus (lumpfish) is the source of this 3522-nucleotide messenger RNA. RefSeq names its product patatin-like phospholipase domain containing 8 (gene pnpla8). Gene Ontology annotation, biological process: arachidonate metabolic process. The coding region runs from base 308 to 2563 and encodes 751 amino acids. Gene Ontology annotation, cellular component: membrane. NCBI's taxonomy places the organism in Eukaryota, Metazoa, Chordata, Actinopteri, Perciformes, Cyclopteridae. The transcript is spliced from 10 exons. The record is from RefSeq and is a predicted model, not a curated record.
ACACCACACGGGGGCCAAUGUCGUCACAUCCUCUCUUCUUCCUGUUGCUUACAAACAGCUAGCGCCCUGACGGAGGCUGGACUACAUUGAAUGACAUGUUCUGUCAACACAUUUAACCCUCUUGGUUUCGUAUGAAGAACAUUCAAACAAGCAGCACAAAUGGCCCACUGAAAUAAAAUGUCUGCUAAAACCCGCUGAUGGCAGAUAGUCUGCCAGAAUGAUGUAUCCUUGUACACAGACAUCAAGCAUCCGAUUGCCUGAUAAACUUCAAGUUCUCCACUGCUGUUCCAAGUGAGCCAGCAAACGCAUGUCGCGAAUCAGAACCACACUGGACAGUGUCACCAAGGCAGUAGGCAGCACUGAUCUCAUCUCCAAGUUCUCCCGCCGAAAGCCUGGAGGUGGCGCAGUCGACGGCCCCCAUGCGGAAAAGGUCCUGGUCACCACUGACAACACGGCUACGGCCUCGCCAUCUGAAACCACCAUGAAGGAAGAAGAAGAAGGUGAGAGGAGCUCGGCAGGGGAAGUCUCGGACAAGCAAUGGCAGCAAGUUACAGAAAAUAAUUAUGUUGCCUCAAAGAAGUCCACAUCCGGUUUAGCCUCAGCAGCGAAUGUGUCUGCACCAAGCUCUUCCUCGACCAUGGCGAAACAAUCUACGGAGCCGUUUCACCCGGCAGCUCUGACCACAAACAUGGACGAGACCUACAAAACUCUAGCUCAGCACAUCAAUAGUUACUUUGGCACCAGCACACAAGAGGAAGGAGGAGACAGCAGACCACCACAGCAGCAGGAGCAAAGAAAAGGGGGUGAUCCUGUUUCUGAGCCCACUCUCAGUGCCGCCACUCGGACGAUUAGGGACCACAUUCCUAUAUUGUCCUCAGUGGCAGAGGCUAAAAGUAUUGAUGCACCCACUACCUCGCCUCCCUCUUCAUCUCCAACAGAAGAGCUCAGCUCUCCAGCAGGGAUGCCCUCCUCUGAAAUCCCUGCGACUCAAAGUGCAGCUCAGUCCAUCCCUGUGCCUGUUCCCUCUUCUAAAAAAGGCAUCACCCAUUAUCUUACCUACCCUCGGCCCAGCGUUCAGGCGUUUGUCGGUAGCUACAUCGCACCCCUGGUCCCCAAAUUUAGGAGUGAUUCCAAAAGCAUUGCAGCUGAAAGAGACAAGUCUUCAGCGGUCGCUGUGGAAGAGCCCACUGUGGACAAGGCAAAAAAGAAAGACGGUAAACAGGAGAAAUCGGAUGAAGUGAAGCAACAGCUGUUGACUCAAAGAGAGAAGAUAAUAGCCAGGGUGAGUGUAGACAACAGGACCAGAGCCCUGGUGAAAGGCCUGCAGAGAGUCACCGAUGUCAAGCUUCUCACCAGUCGAGUGGAGGAGCUCAGCUGUCACCUCCUGAAGUUCCCCGAGACACGAGGUGUAGCUAUCAUGGAGAGUGUGCUGCCCUGCCUGCUGCGCUUGCGCCAGGCCAGAGACCCGCCUCUUCAAGCUGCUGUGAGAGAAGCACUGGCCCUGGUUGGCUACGCUGAACCAGUCAAAGGCAGAGGAAUUCGGGUCCUGGCCAUAGAUGGAGGCGGAACAAGGGGACUGCUGGCCCUGCAAACUCUCCAGAAACUGCAGAACUUGACUGGCAAACCAAUCCACCAGCUGUUUGACUACAUCUGUGGAGUCAGCACAGGUGCCAUUUUGGCCUUCAUGCUGGGAAUUUUUCAGAUCCCCUUAGAUGAGUGCGAGGAGAUGUACAGAAAGCUGGGCUCAGAUGUGUUCAAACAGAAUGUCAUCGUUGGAACCGUGAAGAUGAGCUGGAGCCAUGCUUUCUAUGACAGCGAAAUAUGGGAAAACAUCCUCAAGGAACGCCUGGGUGAGGGGCGUAUGAUUGAGAGUGCCAGGGACCCACACUGCCCUAAAGUGUCAUCAGUGAGCACCAUUGUGAACAGGGGUUUACCUCUGAAGGCCUAUGCGUUUAGGAACUACAGACUUAUGCCAGGAGUGAGAUCCCACUACAUUGGAGACUGCAACCACAAAAUGUGGCAGGCCAUCAGGGCCUCUUCUGCCGCUCCGGGGUACUUCAAAGAAUUUGUCCUGGGAAAAGAUCUGCAUCAGGAUGGAGGACUACUAAUAAACAACCCCACAGCUUUGGCCAUCCAUGAGUGUAAGUGUCUGUGGCCCAACACGCCACUGCAGUGUGUGUUGUCUCUGGGCACCGGGCGGUACGAGACGGUGGGCAAUAACAGCACGACCUACACCAGCCUCAAGACCAAGCUCAGCCACGUCAUCAGCAGUGCUACAGAUACCGAGGAGGUGCACACCAUGCUGGACGCGCUCCUGCCCCCUGACACAUACUUCCGCUUCAACCCCUACUUGAGCGAGGACAUCCCGUUGAACGAGAGCCGCGCGGAGAAGCUGAACUUCCUCAAAGGCGAGGGGGAGCGCUACCUGGAGCGCAACGAGGCCAAGCUGAGGAUGGCGGCCAGCGUGCUGGGCCAGGAGAAGAGCACCAUCCAGAGGCUGGCCGAGUGGGCCAAGCUCAAGGCCAACAUGUACGAGGGCCUCCCCUUCGUCUCCAAGCUGUAGUUAUUGACUCGCCAACAGUUUGGCCACAAGUGAGUUUUUAAGGUAAGAAGACAUGGAGUACAUAAACUGCCAAGACGUGGAAGAUUAGGGGGAAAACUGGACACAUAUCUUGUUCACAUUUUGAUCAUCAUCUACCGAGCAUUAAAAGUGUUUUUUUGAGAAAUGUAUAACCAUAUUUAUUAAUCAAGACAAUACGAUACUGUAAAUAAUAGUGUGAUGUAAAUUGUUCUUUGUGGGACACAAUGUUUCUAAGAUGGAGACUGAAUUAUAUACUUUUGAAAAGAAUGAAGGAAGUUUUUACUCUGUUCAUACAUUUAUGAAUGUUAUGCUGUUGAGUGUUGACUAAACACACAAUGACGGUAUUAUGACACUGACACAUGACUAUAUUAUGAAGAAUAUUGUUAAUACAACUAUUUUGUAAAAAAAAAAAGACUGAUUUUAAUUUUCAGUAACUUGAAUAUAUUAAGAUGUAAUUAAUACAUGAAAUGUAAACAUGACUACCUAUUUCUAACAUUGUACAGAAGAAAGAGUUCAUGCACUUUGUAAGAUACAAAGUAAUUGCCAAUUAUUUGAUUGCUCUCCUUGCUAGGAUUUAAGAAUACGACAAAAGAAAUCCUGCUGAUUCUUAAUGUCACUGUGUUGUAUUAAUGCAUACAUACACUGCUAUCUGUUUCAGAUACUUAUGGUAAAGAAUGUGAAUACUGCUUUGCUUAUGAAACAAAGCAUGUUCUCCUUCCUGGUCCAUUAUUCAGUUUGACGCUUUAACUUUUUAACCUAGCUCAAGCCUGACUUCAUCAGCACUGGCUCUCGUUGUUGUACACUUUAUACAUUUGACACACUUUUUACAUUGUGAGAAUCAUAAUUGCCCUGAUUCCUUACUUAUUUUAUUGCUUGGUGGAAUGCGAAGAAAUAAAACAAUGUAGAUAAAUAAAACUUGGGUUUUCAAAACCGUGAUCAAA